Austrofundulus limnaeus is the source of this 2302-nucleotide messenger RNA. RefSeq names its product inhibin subunit beta Aa (gene inhbaa). Gene Ontology annotation, cellular component: extracellular region. The record is from RefSeq and is a predicted model, not a curated record. The coding region runs from base 639 to 1955 and encodes 438 amino acids. The transcript is spliced from 4 exons. Gene Ontology annotation, molecular function: growth factor activity; cytokine activity. NCBI's taxonomy places the organism in Eukaryota, Metazoa, Chordata, Actinopteri, Cyprinodontiformes, Rivulidae.
UAAAUAAACUGAACUUGAACUAUGAAGAUGAAAUAAGAUAAGAUACUGUGAAAAUAAAAAGCUGUAAAAAGUGUUUUKGUUUUAGUUUCUGGGACAGAUUUUUAGGUGAAGUUUUGAAAAGAUAGAAAAGAAACCACCAGAUGAGGUCUGUGGUUGAAAUACUGGCAUCUUUUAUCCUCUAAAUAACCUUUUCUGUCUAUAAUCCAGGUUCUGGUGCUGGCUCAGCAGAUGUUCUAGCUUUGGAUGUUCCUGUUCGACCUUCAGCAGCCCAACGCUCUCACUCAUGAUGAAAACACUGAAUCAGAGCAGACAGGAUGGAACUGGACUCAGACACAAACACUGCUCUGUUUCCAGCCUCAGACUGAGCAGUCACAGCCUCACCUCUCAGGUGAUAUUCUCCUGACUCCUGGAUGAGGCUCUCCUCCUCCUCAGUUGAACCCACAGGAGCAGGCCGUCUUCAGCAGAACGUCGUGACGACCUCCAUCAUCCAUCAGACAGCAGAUGAUGGUGGACUGUGAGCCGAGCUGAACUUUCAGCUCCUAAACUUCUGAGAGAAGAGAGACAGAGAAGUGGACUUGUGUGUGUGUGCCGGUGCUUCAGUACCAGACAGCGUCUUCCUUCAGGUGUCUCCUGACAUCAUGUCUGUGGUGUCGUUACUCAGCUGGACCAUCCUGGUCCUGGUCCAGGUUCUCYGCUGCAGCUCUUCUUCAGAGUCCAGGCUCCAGCCUCUCACCCUGACCGUCCACGCUCAGCACCAGCCUCCGCCGGACGCCGCCUCCAGCUGCCCGUCCUGCGCCCUGGCGCGGGUACGGCGAGGCGAAGGCUCGGUGGAGGGGGAGGCGGCUCAGCAGGACGUGGUGGAGGCGGUGAAGAGGCACAUCCUCAACAUGCUGCACCUGCAGGACCGGCCCAACAUCACCCGGCCCGUGCCCCGCGCCGCCCUCCUCAACGCCCUGCGCAAGCUCCACGUGGGGCGAGUGGCCGAGGACGGCAGCGUGCAGAUCGAGGGGGAGGAGGAGGCCAGAGGGAGGGGAGGCCAGGGGGGAGGAGGAGGGGGCGGAGCCACGGCGGCGGGAAGUCACGCCGGAGACGGCGACGACGUCCAGGAGACGACGGAGAUCAUCACCUUCGCCGAGGCUGGUGACUCUCAGGGCGUGGUGAACUUCGUCCUCUCUAAAGAAGGCGGGGACAUGUCUCUGGUGGAGCAGGCCAACGUCUGGCUCUUCCUGCGACUGGCCAAGACCAACCGCAGCCGGGCCAAGGUCACCAUCCGCCUCUUCCAGCAGCGCCGCCUGCCCAACGGAUGCCCGUCCUCGGCGCAGGACGACGUCCUCCUGGCGGAGAAGAAGGUGGACACGCGCCGCAGUGGCUGGCACACCUUCCCUGUGUCGAAGGCUGUGCAGGCGCUGCUGGAGAGCAGGGCAGGCAGCACGCUGAGCCUCAGGGUGUCCUGCCCGCUCUGCGCCGACACCGGGGCCACCCUGGUCCUGGUCUCAGGCGACUCGUCGCAGCGCGGCGCCCAGCGGGAGCAGUCCCACCGGCCCUUCCUCAUGGCGGUGGUCCGGCAGGAGGACGGCAGCGACUCCAGGCGGCGCAGGAAGCGGGGUCUGGAGUGCGACGGGAAGGUGCGCGUCUGCUGCAAGAGACAGUUCUACGUCAACUUUAAGGACAUCGGCUGGAACGACUGGAUCAUCGCGCCCUCAGGGUACCACGCCAACUACUGCGAGGGCGAGUGCCCGUCUCACGUGGCCAGCAUCGCGGGGUCCACGCUGUCCUUCCACUCCACCGUCAUCAGCCACUACCGCCUGCGGGGCUACAGCCCCUUCCAGAACCUGAGGUCGUGCUGCGUGCCCACCAGGCUACGGGCCAUGUCCAUGCUCUACUACAACGAGGAGCAGAAGAUCAUCAAGAAGGACAUCCAGAACAUGAUCGUGGAGGACUGUGGCUGUUCGUAGACACCCACUGGACUGGACCGGACCGGACCAGUGAGGAGGACCUUUGACUCCAGAGAGGGAGCACAGAGGUGGGGGGUCUGGUGCUCUCCUCCGGGUCACUUUCUGGGAUGGAAGCUCGUCUCCGGACCCUCUGAGCAGAACUCAGAGGGUCCAAACGGCACUUUCUGAAAAAUAAAAAGAUGAUCUAAUAUAUUUUUGUUACGAACUGAAGGAAGAAAUUUUAUUUAUGUGUCUGAGACGUUCAGGCACCGCUCGACUGGUGGGACCAUGGUGGGACCAUGGUUGGAUCAUGGUGGGACCAUGGUGGGACCAUGGAGGGACCAUGGUGGGACCAUGGUGGGACCAUG